AUGGCUGCUCCUCGUGCCUCAUCCUUCAAGGCUCUGCGUAACCUGCAGAAGGCCACACGCACCGGUGUUCCGGCCAAACGCUCCCUCCAUCUUACGGGCUCUCAGGCCUCUCCCUCACCUCUCGAUCUCAGCCACAAGACUACCUACACCCCGUGGAACCUGCAAGAUCUGCGUGGUGAAUGCAACAAGAGAUCUCUGUCUGCAUCUGGCACCAAACAUGAGCUCAUUGACCGCCUCGCAGGCCAUGACAGCCUGCAGGCCCGUGCUUUCUCCAUUGCCAUGAGGAGAAUUGCUCGUGAGGAGACAAGGAAGCCUAUCAGCGGUCCCUCUGAAUCACCGGCUCGACGUGAGUUCAACACCUCCCGCGCAAACAAGACAGUUGGAGACACAUCGACGGUGGAUUUUGCCUACUUCCCCAAGCUGUUCAGCCCCGAGUUCAAUCCCGAGCCGGCGGCAAUCAGAGUGCCUAUCAUGCCGCACGUCGACAGCGACACGGCCGAGGCGGUGCUGGAAAGAUACCCCGAGCUGGACGCUGCUGCCGGAGGCUACCAGGAUACCAAUGCCGGUAACACGGUCAUGAAGCCUGAGAUCUCGGCCAUCAACGGUGACAGUGCGAGUGCCAUGUCCGACGUCCACGACAGCCACUACGUUGAGGAGAUGUCGGUCGACGCGUUAACGAGCUUGACCGAAACCGUCGGCAAAAGUGCCAGGCAGUUCAUGGGCAAGGACAAUGACGAGACUACAGUGCGCGAGCUGUGGAGUGGCUUCCUUGACGAUCUUCUGGGUCCCAAGGGUAGUACCAAGCGAGUCUGA
Cyphellophora europaea CBS 101466 is the source of this 813-nucleotide messenger RNA. RefSeq lists its product as uncharacterized. The transcript is spliced from 2 exons. The record is from RefSeq and is a predicted model, not a curated record. Bases 1 to 813 code for a protein of 270 amino acids. NCBI's taxonomy places the organism in Eukaryota, Fungi, Ascomycota, Eurotiomycetes, Chaetothyriales, Cyphellophoraceae.